Alexandromys fortis (reed vole) is the source of this 4084-nucleotide messenger RNA. It is a transcript of the gene Cep20, whose product is annotated as centrosomal protein 20. The record is from RefSeq and is a predicted model, not a curated record. NCBI's taxonomy places the organism in Eukaryota, Metazoa, Chordata, Mammalia, Rodentia, Cricetidae. Gene Ontology annotation, cellular component: motile cilium; ciliary basal body; centrosome. The coding region runs from base 113 to 637 and encodes 174 amino acids. Gene Ontology annotation, biological process: microtubule anchoring; cilium assembly. The transcript has 5 exons. Gene Ontology annotation, molecular function: protein binding.
CAGAAACAGUUGAGGUUGCGUCUGAAGAGAGCGGUGCUCCUAUUGGUUAGAAACCACGCCGCCGCGCCGGGCGUAAGCACGGCAGAUGCGUGACGCCGGUAGCAGUUGAAAAAUGGCGAGUGUUACUGAACUGAAAGCUGUUUUAAAGGACACCUUGGAAAAAAGGGGAGUGUUAGGACAUUUAAAAGCAAGAAUCCGUGCUGAAGUUUUCAAUGCCCUGGAUGAUGAUCAAGAACCCCGACCAUCAUUGUCUCAUGAAAACCUUCUAAUUAAUGAAUUAAUUAGAGAGUAUUUGGAAUUCAACAAAUAUAAGUACACAGCCUCUGUCCUCAUAGCAGAAUCUGGUCAACCUGUAGUUCCAUUGGACAGACAGUUUCUCAUCCGUGAACUGAAUGCCUUUGAAGAAUCAAAGGAUAACUCAAUUCCUCUGUUAUAUGGAAUUUUAGCCCAUUUCUUGCGUGGUCCUCCAGAUGGCAUCCAGAAUGUGCUUCUGACAGAGUCAACACUUCAGCCUCCAAACAGGCAUCCCAGCUGGAAGCCCAGCAGAAAACCAAAGGAUGACCACCUGAGGAAGGACACGGUCCCGAGCACCGCGACUGAAGAGCUGCAUGCUGCUGCGCAAGCAGUCAGCAGAUGACUCUCUGAUCUCAGCUGUGUAUGUGGAGAAGUUAACUUAUUAUUCCCAAUACCAUUAAUUAGACCACCACUGUUUGUAAACGUUUGAGCUUCUACAAACAUUCAGCCUCAAAUUUUACUGUAUCUGUGAAAAGCUAAUCCGUGCUAAAAGCCACUGGAGAAAAACAUCUUGUUUUCAGGAUUGUUUUUUGUUUUGUUUUGUUUUGUUUUACUUUUUUAUUUUAUUUUAUUUUUUUUUUGGUAUAGCCUUGGCUGUCCUAGAACUCACACUGUAGCCCAGGCUGGCCUCAAACUCACAGAGAUCUGCCUGCCGAGUGCUGGAAUUAAAGGUGUGCGCCACCACUGCCAGGCCAGGAUAUAUUUUUUAAAGUUCCUUUAUUCUUUGUCCCUUUUCCCUUUUUUAAAGGCCAUCACCAAGGGCUGUGGAUGGGCUUCCAGGGAAGCACUUGCCUCGCAUUUGUGAGGUCCCGAGUUCAGUCCUCGCACUGAGAAAAAGAAAACACAAGUACAGGUCUGUCUGUAUGUUCUGUUCAUUAAACUUCCUUCAGCUAGAAUUAUAUAGACCAGUGGAAAAACUCAUUCAUGUUUUUGAAAAAAUAUUUAAAGGGCAUAAAACCAAAAUUUAUUCCUUUAAAGUUUGAUAUUUAAGAAAUAUCUGAAUCACUGUCUGCCCCAGCUAGUUUUGUCUCAGCUUGACACAAGUUAGAGUCAUUUGGGAAGAGGAACUCUCAGUUGAGAAAUAUUCCUUCAUCAGAUUGGCCUAUGGGCAAGCCUGUAGUGCAUUUUAUCAAUGAUUGAUGUGAGAGGGUCCAGCCCAUUGUGGGUGGGUGGUCCUGGGUUCAGUAAGAAAGGCCAAGCAGGCCUUGUUGAGCAAGUCUCUGUGGUGUUCUACCCUGACUUCUUCAGUGGUAGCUUGUGAUAUGGAACUGUAUGCUGAAAUAAACCCUCUCCUUCCCAAGUUGCUUAUGGUCCUGGUCUUUACAAUAUUAAUGAAAACCCUGAGACACUCUAAUGUUGAUCUUUAAACUAAAUAACAGUGUUCUUUUCCCAAGAAUAGUGUGGUUUCUACUAGGGAAUUUAAUGAAAAGGUAACAGGGGAAAUAAUUCUUUUAAUUUUGUUUUAGUGAAACAGGGUUUAUUUUAUUAUAUAAAGAAUGUAAGGACAAAGCUCUGGGAGAAGUGCCAUGUAGGAACUUUAAUGGAGCUGUUACCAGAGCUCUCUGUGCAGCUCCCUCCUGCACACAGUGACAAUAGAGGUGCCAUCUUUUGCUUACAUGGACUCUUGAGAGACUUAGUAAACAGGAGUUUUGAUUCUUAGGAUAGGAAAAUCAUAAGAGCUGCUACUGUUCUGCCUCUGAAUGCUACUUUGCCGUUUAUCAAGGAGAUUUUUCUAGUGUAGGUAGCUACAGCCUUAUUUCAUGGAACACAGCUGUUCCAUCAAUGGUUCAUUACUGUCAAGAGUCACACAGCGCAAGAGUUGCACAGUUUUAUUACAGAUAAAGUAGCAUGGGGGACAGAACUUAACAAUGCAUAGCCAAGUAUGUGCCACAGGAAGAGAGCUGAGGGUUACUUUCAGGCAUUGGAGACUUGGAAUGUUACCAGUUUGAGUUGUAUGUGGUGAUACUAGUCACGCACUGCUCAAAGACGGAUGGAUAACAUUCCUGUUCAUGUAGAACAUGAUGAAGGAAACCCCUUUAAAUGGUCUUCACCACUCUUAAAGUUCUUAGAAACCCUGUUGGAUAAAGGGGAUCCAUAAAUGCAGUUUUACAAGAACCCAUAUCCAUUUUUUCUUUUCAAUGUAAAAAUAGAAAUGUAUUUAAAAUACAUUUCCUGUUGAUCAUUCUUACUGUACUUUGAGCAGAGAGGACAAGCUGAUAUUGUACUCGUAAGCACAGUAAAAAAAAAAAAAAAAAAGAACAGCCUGUUAACAUUGACAAGCUAAGCGUAGAUUGCUGGCACAUAAAGGGUGCCUGCUCCUGUAAUGUGUGUAUCAAAAAGGGAUCUAGAGCAGUACAGAGCCAUGCAGACAGCAGCCCAGGACUAGUGCCGACCCCCAUUCCUGAGGAGGGCUUUGUUUCUCUCUUGUUUUAUCAGAGAACAUGGGGCACAGUUCUGUUUUAGAGUGGCAGAGUAGGCACUGUCACCAAAAACUGAUGGCUUCCAGGGAUCAUUUAAUAUACUGACAGUUGAAAUCUAAAAUGCAUGAAAUGUCUGGUGUUAAAAAUUAGAGCCCUUUAAAUUGAGUGUGUUAUGUCCAUAUUCUUUUUUAUACUUUGCAAGCAUGGUAUAGAAUAUAUAUUCUGUUGAAUUGGCUGAAUCGGGGCUUACUUAUAAUGGCUGGAUCUUCUGUUUUGUUGUCUUUGUCAAUUUUACAGCCUUGAAAUGCCAUUUCUAUGGUGCCUGUUCUGCAGUUUUGGUUUUCCCAGAAGAUAAUUAUUUCAGUGUUAACUUGCAGAUUUUCCUUGGUUGCAUGAAUCACCUCCAGUAUUUCUCACAUUCACUGUUUUUCUCUUUUUAAGAUUUUAUUUUCAUGUAAAUGGGUUUUUCCUACUUGUAUAUCUGUGUACCGUGUGCAUACAGUGCCCUCAGAGGCCAGAAAAGGAUGUCAUAUCCCCUGGAACUGAAAUAACAGGAAGUUGUGAGCCAACAUGUGGGUACUGGGAACUGAACCCAAGUCCUCUGCAAGAGCAUCCAGUUUUUUUAACCUCUGAGCCACCUCUCCAGCCCCCAAAUUAACUCUUCCUUAACACUUCACUGUUAGAAUAUGUGCUUGUGUGUACCAUUUCUUCCAUAGACUGAAUCUUGCAAGCACAGCCUUCUUAGAGAUUUAGAGAAUGUUUUCAAUAGGACUUGUGGUCAAUUCAGUAUGGGCAAGACAGAAUAUUUAACAAGUGUUUUGGCUACUGUAGCUUUUGUUAGCAGGUCAGACCGGGUUCUUAUAGUUCUUGGGGCAGCCCUUACUAAUCAGGCUGAGUAUUUCCAGUGGUAGAACUGCCAGGGGUUCUGUGGAAGCCUUAUUUCUGAGCGUGUGCAUGUUACUAUGGAGAUUGUUGUGGUAGUCAAGGUCAUAGCUGUGUCUGUAACCCUUCUGCUGUUUAUACAGACCAAGGCUUUGCAGCUUUGGAGAUAGUAGAAGAAUUUUAUUUAUUGUAGAGUUCUGACUCUGUCUUACAGAGACUUUCUGAAUGAAUUAAUCUUAGACCCAACAAUGUAGCCGUGACCAAAGCUGCAUGGGCUUCUUGGUCUUCCUGCAGUCACUUGUCUCUGUUACUCUCAGGGAGAGGUUAAACAUUGUAUCUGACUUUGGAAAUCAUAUUUAAUUGGUAGGGAGUGCAAUAUGUCAUCCUCAAAGUUAUUUCUAAAUUGGUUAAUUUAUUAGAAGAUUUUAUAGAAAUACGGGUUGUGUUAAUUUUGCUCUUUAUAGAAUUUUUUUUUUUUUUUUUUUUUU